AUGUCUUUCAAGAGUUCCGUAUCAUGCUCUAUUUGUAAGCGACGACAUCACGCCUUGCUGCAUCGAGAUGCGAUUCCAAAGAAGGCCGCUUCACCUGCAGCACUACUAAGUCGACAGGAAGCGCCCACUGUUAUUUUAGGUACUGCUCUGGUCCAUGUUCGGGAUACAGUAGGGAGUUUCAGGUCAGUGCGUGCACUGAUUGACUCCGCAUCGCAAAUUAGUGCUAUAACUUCGGAUUGCUGCGAUAGGCUAGGUCUAAAACCGUCACGUUGGACUGUUCCGGUUUCAGGUCUCUCUGGGCAGAAAGUCCCGGAUGUGCAAGGUCUUGUCCAAUUGGUUGUUCAACCUCGGAACUCUUCCUCGCCGUCUAUUCCGGUUAAGACUUGGGUUCUGUCGUCAAUCACGUCUGAUAUGCCAGCUAGACAAUUACCAAUUCAAGUCCGAACUAAAUGCGGUCAGCUGUUCUUAGCAGAUCCAUUGUUCGAUAAACCAGCUCCGGUAGAAUUGCUCUUUAGGGCGGACGUUUUCCCUCAAAUUUGGAAUGAGAAAAGCGAUUCAUUUGGCCCUGGUUACCCAUCUGUGUACAGCUCUAUCUUCGGAUGGGUGCUGAUCGGCCCUGUCCAAACUCAUCCGGAUGUGGGGGCUCAAUCCAUGCUGGUUUCGUUAGUAUCGUCCAUGGAGACCUUGAUAGAAAAGUUCUGGAAUGUUGAAGAACCUGAGGUUGCUCCACCUCAAUUUACAGAAGAUGGCUUGUAUGAGAACCUUUUCUGCUCUGAGGUUACUCGUGAUGACCGAGGUCGAUUUUCGGUUCCUCUUCCGUUCAGACCAGAGAGGAUUUCAGAAGAGUUUCCGGGAUCACGACAAGUCGCCUUAAACCGUUUCUUACAAUCAGAGCGAAAAUUGUCUGCAGAUAAGAUUUUGCACAAAGCGUACUGUAAGUUUAUGAACGACUAUGAAGAAUUGGGUCACAUGAGUCUUGCAGAAGGUGCUGGUCGAUAUUUCAUACCGCAUCAAAAGGUUGAAGCAGACAGUCUGAAAUUAAGAGUAGUCUUUGAUGCUUCAGCUAAAUGCCAUUCCGGAAUUUCCUAG
Molecule: messenger RNA, 1089 nt
Organism: Sipha flava (yellow sugarcane aphid)
Lineage: Eukaryota; Metazoa; Arthropoda; Insecta; Hemiptera; Aphididae
Exons: 1
Coding region: 1-1089 (362 amino acids)
Source: RefSeq, a predicted model, not a curated record